This is a messenger RNA of Schistosoma turkestanicum, 1350 nucleotides long. The record is from the annotation of a GenBank genome assembly. NCBI's taxonomy places the organism in Eukaryota, Metazoa, Platyhelminthes, Trematoda, Strigeidida, Schistosomatidae.
AUUAAUUUAGCAAAACAGAAAUGAUUGUCUUCUGAUUAACACUGAAGUAAUAUAGUGAAGCUAUACAACCUAAAUAUUUGUCAUUAUUACCUUUGAAAAGUAAUAAUCAGUGCAGACAUGAGAUCAAGUGAUGUCCAAUUGUACAGACCAUCACCAGGAAAUGAUUUAGACCGAACAGCACAACUGCAGUCACUAAGUACUGAUUCAUCUAAGAAACAGCUAAAUAUAUCAGCAAAAAUGGAACAGGUCAAUGCUAAAGGAGUGCCCACAUUUUUAAAAUCAGAUCAGUUUAGACGUAUGCAAAUUAAACAAGCAAUUAUGGAAAUAUUUAUGGGCAAACUGUUGAAAUCAAUGAAGAAAUCAAAAUCAAUCAACGAAACUAAGUUAGAUAUGGAAAACCAAAAAAAAUAUAUAAAGUUAACCAGAAUAUCACAAAUUUUAUUACUACAAAAACAAAAUUUAGAAUUACAAAUUUAUACUCUACAAAAAGAAUUGUUAAAAUUAAAUGAGAAAUAUUCGAAUACGCGUAAACAUUUAGAUGGUCUAACAUUGGAGCAUAUGUCUUUAUGGAAGUAUAGGAAUCAAUUACAAAGAGAUUUAGAAGAUAAAAAAAUGCAAAUCGAAACUUUAUCAGAAAAUGAAUCAUUUUUAAUCAAAGAAUUAAAAGCUAUUAAAGACCUUCAAAUCAAUGCCGACAAUAAGCGAUAUGAAUUGAAUUAUGCAAAAUGUGAAAAUGAAAAUUUGGAAAACGUAUCAAAACAUUUAGCAAUGUUGUUAGGAAAUAAGAUAGAAGAAUUGGACACUUUGAAAUUCGACAAUGGUCAACUACAACAAGAAAUGCAACAAACACUUGAAGAGGAGAAAAAUUCGAUGGAGAGAGUAGAAAAUUUAUUGAAUGAAAAUAGAAAGUUAAAAGAAGAAUUGAUGCAAAGUCGAGUUGAACAAAUAAAAACUAGUGUCUCUAAUGCCCAAGCCGAUAAAAUAUGUGAACGCUAUCAGGAAUUACAAAAAGAAUACCAACAACUUCAACAGCUUUACAAUAAAGAAAUUGAAAUGAGGAAAGUCCUGCAAAAUCAAUACGAGAAGUACUCAGGAAUUUCUGAAGAUAACAAGAAAGAAGUGAGUGAGGAGCAAAACAGAUUCAAAGAGAAAAUCACUUAUUUAUCAGAAUUAAUUGACGAUCAAAAAUAGGUAUCAACAUGAUUAUUUCAACAGCGAGUACAACAGAUCGAUUCAAACAAAAAAUUAUUAUUUGACAUUCAUGCACAAGUAAGAUAAGCAUUAGUAACAUUAUUGUCACUGACGUAAUUUGAAAUUCUGAUCAACUUACAACAGUGAUUUAUUUAUCAA